CUCCACGACCAUUGUCCCCGGCGAACCAACAGCGCUCGACGACGGCGAUGGCGCUCAAGGCCUCCUUCGCCGGGGAGCUCGCCGGAGCAUCCUCCUUCCUCGACUCCGGCAGCAGGGGAGCUUCUUUCCGCCACCGCAAAGUGGACUUUACGUUUCAAAGGAGGGACAAGAGAGCAGCCUCACUGAGAAGGACAUGUUGUUCAAUGCAACAGGGCCCACCACCGGCCUGGCCUGGUCGAGCUGUUGCUGAACCUGGGAGGAAGACGUGGGAUGGUCCGAAGCCUAUCUCAAUUGUUGGUUCAACUGGCUCCAUAGGGACACAGACGUUGGACAUAGUUGCGGAGAAUCCUGAUAAAUUCCGAGUUGUUGCUCUCGCCGCUGGCUCCAAUGUGACCCUUCUUGCUGAUCAGGUGAGAAGGUUCAAACCAAAUCUGGUUGCCGUAAGAAAUGAGUCAUUACUUAAUGAACUAAAGGAAGCCUUAGCUGAUUGUGAUGAGAUGCCAGAAAUUAUUCCUGGGGAGCAAGGUGUCAUAGAGGUUGCCCGCCACCCAGAAGCAGCUACAGUUGUUACCGGCAUAGUAGGCUGUGCAGGACUGAAGCCCACAGUUGCAGCAAUUGAAGCUGGCAAAGAUAUAGCAUUGGCGAACAAAGAGACACUUAUUGCAGGUGGUCCUUUUGUGCUUCCUCUUGCCCACAAGCACAAUGUGAAAAUACUUCCUGCUGAUUCCGAGCACUCCGCAAUAUUUCAGUGCAUACAAGGCUUGUCUGAAGGAUCACUUCGUCGCGUUAUUCUCACUGCAUCUGGUGGUGCUUUCAGGGACUGGCCAGUUGAGAAGCUGAAAGAUGUAAAAGUUGCCGAUGCUUUGAAGCACCCAAACUGGAGUAUGGGGAAGAAAAUCACAGUAGAUUCUGCUACUUUGUUCAACAAGGGGUUAGAAGUAAUUGAAGCACAUUAUUUGUUUGGUGCUGAAUAUGAUGACAUUGAGAUUGUAAUUCACCCACAGUCUAUCAUACACUCUAUGAUUGAAACCCAGGAUUCAUCUGUCCUGGCUCAGCUGGGAUGGCCAGAUAUGCGGUUACCAAUCCUGUACACCUUAUCUUGGCCAGACAGAGUGUAUUGCUCUGAGGUGACUUGGCCCCGGCUGGAUCUUUGCAAGCUGGGCUCACUGACAUUCAAAGCUCCUGACCAUGUGAAAUAUCCAUCAGUGGAACUUGCAUACGCGGCUGGGAGAGCUGGGGGCACCAUGACAGGAGUUCUGAGUGCUGCUAAUGAGAAGGCUGUGGAGAUGUUCAUCGACGAAAAGAUCAGCUACCUGGACAUCUUUAAGGUGGUGGAGCUCACCUGUGACGCGCAUCGCAACGAGCUAGUGACCAGCCCAUCGCUGGAGGAGAUCAUACAUUACGACCAGUGGGCGAGGAGGUACACAGCAAGCCUGCAGGCAUCCUCUGGUCGGAGCCCAGUGCUUGCAUAAGGCCCCCAUUUGGAACGCGGGACAUUUACACAGUUCUCACCAGAACCUAGCUUGCGUAGCUACCACCAUGACCAUGGUGUCCAGCAGGUCUAGAAGAUGAUGAAAUAUGGGUAGGUGGGCACAGAAGAUGUACAUUACUCCCUGGCCUUUGGUAAAAAAAAAUGGGUCAUUGGGAAGCUUAGAUCACGAUUUAUCAACAGGGCAGGCAUAGGUUGCCUAACUAAAUGUAAAUCAUGUCUUUGCAUGAAUAAGUCAUGACUAUUCCAUGUAAAUUUUGAUGGAUCAAUCGAUAAAAGAUUUGAAAGAGUAUGAAUCAAACGUAUCCCUGCAGUCAUUUUGUGAA
Molecule: messenger RNA, 1815 nt
Organism: Lolium rigidum
Lineage: Eukaryota; Viridiplantae; Streptophyta; Magnoliopsida; Poales; Poaceae
Product: 1-deoxy-D-xylulose 5-phosphate reductoisomerase, chloroplastic-like
Exons: 12
Coding region: 48-1472 (474 amino acids)
Biological process (GO): isoprenoid biosynthetic process
Molecular function (GO): manganese ion binding; NADPH binding; 1-deoxy-D-xylulose-5-phosphate reductoisomerase activity
Source: RefSeq, a predicted model, not a curated record